This is a messenger RNA of Vigna angularis (adzuki bean), 1483 nucleotides long. Its product is annotated as transcription factor HHO2. Gene Ontology annotation, molecular function: DNA binding; DNA-binding transcription factor activity. NCBI's taxonomy places the organism in Eukaryota, Viridiplantae, Streptophyta, Magnoliopsida, Fabales, Fabaceae. The transcript is spliced from 5 exons. The coding region runs from base 299 to 1408 and encodes 369 amino acids. The record is from RefSeq and is a predicted model, not a curated record. Gene Ontology annotation, biological process: regulation of DNA-templated transcription.
UCACCUCGGUUCAUCUCGACCGUCCAACUACUUUCUCUCUCUAACUUCCUAUGUCUUCUCUCUCUUCAAAGUUUAUUCCAAAUUUUGAUUCUGCUCAGAUUAGAUCCCAUUAUUACAAAUUUUCUCAUUGUUGGAUCCGUUUUCUUUCCACGCUUUGACAAAACACCAUUCCCUAUAUAUUCCUCCUCAUCCUCUUUCUCAAACUGUUUUUCUCUCACACCAACAAAAUUCAAAACCCACCAACGCAUAAUCAUCCAUCGGAUAGAAAAAGAGCAGAAGUUUCAAAUUUUUGAGAAAAAUGCUUCCCCGGAAAAUGGGGUUCCGUGAGUACAUCGAAGCAUUGGAGGAAGAAAGGAGAAAAAUUCAAGUUUUCCCUAAAGAGCUUCCUCUGUCGUUGGAGCUUGUCACGCAAGCAAUUGAGGGGUGCAGGCAGCAAUUGUCUGGAACGGUUACGGAGUACAAUUUGAAUGGCCAAUCGGAGUGUUCGGAGCAGACAUCAACGGAUGAAGGACCUGUUUUUGAGGAGUUCAUUCCUAUUAAGAAAGGAGCAUCUCAAGAUUCUGUUGAAGAAGAGGAAGAAGAAGAAAAUGAAGAUGAAGAUGAGCAACAUUCUCAUCAGCACAGGAAAACCACUUCUGAUAAAAAGAAAUCAGAUUGGCUUAGAUCCGUUCAGUUGUGGAAUUCCAAUCCCCCUCCUACCAAAGAGGAUGUGCCUAGAAAAGCAAAUGUUGUUGAAGUAAAGAGAAACGGUGGAGCUUUUCAACCGUUCCAAAGAGAGGAAAAAAGUGCUAUAGUUAACGGAAAGGCUGAUAACUAUGCAUCAGCAAUUGGUAAAACACCGUCUUCACCACCAGUUCCUGCUACAAGUUCCACAGGACCAAUUACAAUAGACAGCAGAAAAGAGGAGAAAGGACAGACUCAGAGAAAGCAACGACGAUGUUGGUCACAGGAAUUGCACAAGCGAUUCUUGCAUGCCCUUCAGCAACUUGGUGGUGCAGAUUCUGCCACGCCCAAACAGAUCAGGGAGCUAAUGAAGGUUGAUGGCCUCACCAAUGAUGAAGUCAAAAGCCACUUGCAGAAAUUUCGUCUGCACACUAGAAGAAGUCCCAUAAUACACAACAACGGAAAUUCACAAGCAGCACCUUUGUUUCUUGUGGGGAAAAUUUUUGUGCAGCCACCAGAAUAUGGUGCAGUAGCUACCUCAACAGCUUCUGGAGGAGAAUUGACCACAGUUACUGCUCCAACUGGAAUAUAUGCACCUGUGGCUGCACAUCCUCCACUUGUCACAAACACACCAAUAAUGAACCAUUCACGUUCACAAGAAAGGCCUAAUUAUAAUAAUAAUAAUAGUGCUCAAUCAAACUCACCUGCCUCAUCAUCUUCCACACACACAAUCACAACUACUUAAUAUGUCCCUUGAUUGAUAUUCAAACUUGCUGGUGUAAAAAAUUUUGUAAUCUAUAUUGUAGUUGAUAGAAAGAAA